AUGGAUUCAAACAUUGUCACUCUUAUUGAGCAAUCCAAUAAAUACAAUAGCUCUAAAACGAAUUUCUUCAAAACCAAGUUGUUUGUGAGCAACAAUCACUCUCCAAAUAGGGAAUAUUCAAAACAUGUGGCAUAAACAGAAACUGUUUAAUACAAUAGAUAUUUAUCAAAGGAAGUUCAUUCUGGAAGAAAUUCAAAAAAGAUAUCCUUCAACACUUACUUGUUGAACCUAGCGAAGUAAAAUAUCGAUGCGUUUCCAAAAAUAAAAUGUGAUUUUGCAAAUAUUUAAAUGGUCGAUCUUCAAGAUAAUAGGUUCAGGUUGUUUCCAAAAGAAUUAUAUCAAAUGAAAAAAGUCUAAAUCAUCAAUCUAAAUUCAAAUUUCAUUAAGGUACUUCCUGAGGAAUUGUUCGACAACUUCCCCUCUAUCCUCAAUUUCUCAAUUAGCAAUAAUUUAGUAGUGAUGCUUCCAAGAAAGAUCUCUCGUUGGUAAUCACAUCUAGAGAUAUUAGAAUUGAGUAAAAACAGACUUUAAAAACUUUACCCAUUAAUAUCCCUAAUAAAUUUAAGAUCUCUCUUUAUUCAAUCAAAUGAGUUCUAAUACAUUCCAAUCGAAUUCAAAAAUUUGAAGAAAUUAAAUGAAUUAGGUUUGGAUUGGUUCAAAUACCUAAAUCCUCCGAUAGACCCCAUUGUGAAUAGACCAUACAUAGAAAAACUAUUUUUGUCACUUGAGGAAAAGCAACUCAAAGACGUCGAGGAUCCCUCUUAAAUUAAUUUUAGUGAUGAAGAGUAUAGCUCCUCUAUUGGAAUGAAUUUUCAAGACUUUCUAGUUUAAUUUUCAAAUCUUUAGUUAAACAUCCUCCCGAACCCUUAAGGAGGAGACAAAGAGUAUUCAACUACAAUCUUACAUAAGGCAGCAGUUGAGUAAGAUAUAGGAGCUUUGAUAUCUCUGAUAUCUUAUUAUCCUGAAAUUGUAGAUUGCUAAGAUUAAAGACAGAACACAGCAUUAGGAUUGGCAAUCUAAGAAGAAAAGUAUUUUAGUGCUAAAGCAUUGAUAUUCAAUGGGGCAUCUGUAAACACCAAUGCAGCAAAAUAUGGGUCAAUUUUGAAUCUGGCAAUUGUGAAAGGUCAAAUUCACUUGAUUCUUGAUAUUCUCACUUAGGGUGCAGAUCCAAAUCAAAUUGAUGAAAAAGGGAAUACAGCCUUACAUUAUUGCAUGGCAUGUUUUGAUAAAGAUGCUUCAAUUUACAUGUAGGCUUUUGUGGCUUUACUGAAAAAGAACAUCAAUCCAAAUGCUCUUAAUAAUGAUGGGUGGAGUCCAUUGCAUAUAGCUGUUAAAAGGGGUAACACAGAUGCUAUUUCAGCAGUCAUCCAACACAACAAUAAGAAAUAAUCAAGGUUUGAUUUAAAUCUUAAAGGUGGAAAGAAACGUCAAACUCCUUUGCAUCUUGCUUGUUCUAAUUGUCAUUUCGAAAUAGUUGCUUCACUUUUACAACAGUCUGAAGUCAAAUUGUUCAGUAGAAACAAACUUAAUCAAAUUGCAUCCUAAUGUUGUUUGCACAAUUAUAGGAUCUAUAAGUUAAUCAAGAGGUACGAGUAUGAGCAAUUGUACCGAUUGUAAAAAAACUGGUAAUUUCAGGAUCAGGACGAAUAUUCAGUAAAAGACAAUGAUUCCUAUACGGAUUUGGAUGAGAGUAUUCAACUGUUUGAUGGAUUACAACUAAAAUAAAUUAAGAUUAAUAGAUCAGUGCUGGGUUGUCGAGAAAGAGCAACUGGGUGCAAAUUCAGAUUCUCUAGUCAACCACCUUAAAAAUGA
Paramecium tetraurelia is the source of this 1812-nucleotide messenger RNA. RefSeq lists its product as uncharacterized. Gene Ontology annotation, biological process: protein localization to ciliary inversin compartment. Lineage: Eukaryota; Ciliophora; Oligohymenophorea; Peniculida; Parameciidae. The transcript is spliced from 3 exons. Gene Ontology annotation, molecular function: protein binding. The record is from RefSeq and is a predicted model, not a curated record. Gene Ontology annotation, cellular component: ciliary inversin compartment.